Molecule: messenger RNA, 2614 nt
Organism: Xiphias gladius (swordfish)
Lineage: Eukaryota; Metazoa; Chordata; Actinopteri; Istiophoriformes; Xiphiidae
Gene: gask1b
Product: golgi associated kinase 1B
Exons: 4
Coding region: 25-1566 (513 amino acids)
Cellular component (GO): Golgi apparatus
Source: RefSeq, a predicted model, not a curated record
ACCAUGAUAAUAACAUAAGUUCUAAUGGGGAAAUCUCGCUUUCACUGUCUGUGCUUCCCGUUUUUAAGACUGACAAGCAGCUUUCGGAGGUGCCCUCUUUCAAAAAGGAGUUUGUUAAUUGCGACCGCAUGCGUAGUCUAUUUGGUUUUUGCGGUUUCCCACGUUGGAUACCCGCAGCAGCACCGGGACAGAAGGACUGAUAAAGACAAGUACCGACACACCCGCGGACUGUACAAUAUAGAGACUAAUGGUGCCCAUCCGCACUCCGAGGACUCUGAGACCGGUGCGAGCCUUGUGGUCCCCACCCGGUCCAACGUGGUGUACAUAACGCUGAAGUCCAAGCGCCUGAAGCCAGCAAAUAUUCGGGGCACAGUCAGACCAAAGCUGAGGAAGAAAGUGAGAAGGAAUAAAACAUCCAAUUCAGCUUUUACGCAGAACAAAUUUAGCACUUGGGAGCGGGGCGCGGGUCAGAUUGAGCCCAACUUUGCCCCCAAGGCUUCCUGGAGAGAAACCAGGGAUGUUGAUUAUACAUCUUUAGAUACAAUCCAGAAACCUCCUAAAGAUUUUGCGGCAGAAUCUCACAGUAGUUCUAUCCGAAUUUACAGCCAAAGGGCACCGCCAUGGUUCAGCCCACAGGACGUGAGAGCCAUGCGCUUUCUUGCGGAUGCCAGGGUUUUGCGCAUCAGAGAAGUUUCGCACGGAGACUCUCCAUCACUUCUGAUAUUUGAGGGGGAGACGGGGGUCUCACCGACCCGCCGAAACCACACAAAGCGGAGCAAUGCGUGCGCGGGGCAGUGUGGAGUCAUCAACAGUCCCGUGGACACCGCCGAGGUCUUUGCUUUCCAUUUGGACAGGGUGCUGGGGCUGAACAGGACGUUACCAGCUGUGAGCAGAAAAUUCAGAUUCUUGCACGAUGGCCAGCCCUGUCCAGUGGUGUCAUGGGAUGCGUCACUGUACCCAGAGGGCCUUGCUGCAGGCCGGGCCUCCGUGAGGUUAACAUGGGGGGACUACCAGAGCUCCCUGAAGCAAAGGUGCUGGCAUAAAAACCUCAGCCCAAAGCCCGAUUCUGGCUGCUCCACUAUUCAUCACUAUGAGUGGAGCAAACUAGCUCUGUUUGACUUCUUGCUACAGAUCCACAGCCGUCUGGAUCAGAGCUGCUGUGGGUUCAGGCCCCGGAAGGAAGAUGUGUGCGUGGUGCUCGGCCACCAUGCUGAAUGUGGGCGCCAGGACCGCGUACAACUGGCAGACAUCGUCCACAGGGGACACGACCCCAGACACUUGGUCUUCACCAACAACAAGGGAUUCUUUGAUCGCAAUGAGGACAACUUGGACUUCAGACUGCUGGAGGGAAUCAAGGAGCUUCCUGAGCAGGCGGUAUCGGUGCUGAGGAGCAGGAGGCUGAGGGAAAAACUCCUCCAGUCUCUGUUCCUGGACCAGACCUACUGGGAGAGCCAGGGCGGCCGACAGGGCAUCGACAAGCUGAUCGAUGUUAUUGAGAAGCGGGCAAAGGUCCUCCUCACCUACAUCAACGCCCACGGGAUCAAAGUCAUCCCAAUGAAUGUGUGAUGAGGUUCACACCAGUCAAGUACCUAAUUGCUGCGGCAAAGACAAAGUAAAUGAGUGGUUUGACCCCUGUGACUUCAGUAUGUCCUGUCAGAGUGUCCAAGACACUGGAGCUUUAUCCACUUACAUUUUCUAAGGGGCUCUGGGUAAAAACAUCAGCUUAUGCCUAAAAUUGUCCCAUAUGAUGUCAUUUUUGCACAUUCUUUAAUAUUAAUUUGUAUCACUAGAGUGUAAGAGCAAAUGCUGUCAAGUACAAGUGGCACUAAUCCUCAGGUGCAUAUCAUUUUACAGUGAAAUAUUUGGAAAAAUAAAACAUAAUUAAAGAGAAAACAACAUGUUGCUAAUGAGGGUCUUAUUAUAACUUGCCCACUAACCUUUCAGAAUAGCACAAGUUGUUUUUGUUGAUAACUCUGUAACAGCAAACCAGUCAAGUAAGUUUGCGGUUAAGGAGGCACCUUUAAACCCGGUAUUUGCAUGAGAUACUGAGAAUUUAUUUAAUUUAACAUGGACAUUUACAGUGAGCCUAACUUUUACUUAAGGAAAUGAGCUGGGCUCACUUCCUUCGUUUUGAGUCUUCAUUUCUUUCCUCCCCCGAGGCCAAUACGCUCUCAGCAUUAUGUAGAGAAAAUGCUGCAGUUAUAACUUUUUUUCUCCUCCUUAGGCCUUUUCAGCAGGUGGGAUUUGCACUGCGUUUGCUAGGGAUGCACACGUACGAUAAGUUAUUUUCUUCUCCACUUCUCAAGCGUGUGGCAGGAAUUAUGAGAUCAGUGAAGCCUCUUGGUGUGGUUAACAGGCCACAGCCCACAUCCACUUGACUUGACUGGCGUCAGACAUUAUCCGCUGAGAAAAAAAGAUUUCGACCUUGUCUAUCUUUUGUACAGUCUUGUUCUUUUUUAACAAAACCCUGGCAGCGCCGAAGAAGCUUCACUUGCUUUCAGUAACGCCUCGCCUCUAUAGAUUUAUGUUUUUAAGAUCCAAUACAAAAUCACCUUAGAGCUAUAUUCCGAAAAGUGUUUGGAAAGAACCGGGGACGGUGACUGUACAUUAUAAA